AUGGUCACGUCUUUGGAGACGCGUCAAGGUUGGUUUGGGGACGUUAACACAUGCUGCACGGAUACCACCAUUAGCUCCCCCUAUGGACAUGCGGGGCAACCAUUCCCCCCCGCCCAGCCAGAGAGGCGCCCCCGACCUUGUGCAUUUGUUCCUUUUCAGCCUUGUUCAGCCCGAAUACAAUUGUUUACAAGACGUCUGCAGCUGGGCCUCGCAUAA
This is a messenger RNA of Bipolaris zeicola 26-R-13, 216 nucleotides long. RefSeq lists its product as uncharacterized. The transcript has a single exon. The record is from RefSeq and is a predicted model, not a curated record. Lineage: Eukaryota; Fungi; Ascomycota; Dothideomycetes; Pleosporales; Pleosporaceae. Bases 1 to 216 code for a protein of 71 amino acids.